AUUUUUAGUAGAGAUGGGGUUUUACUGCGUUGGCCAGGCUGGUCUCAAACUCUUGACCACAGGUGGUCCUCCCGCCUAGGGCUUCCAAAGUGCUGGGAUUGCAGGCGUGACCCACCGCGCCUGGCCUGGGUUUCUUUUUUUUUUUCUUGCAGUGGUGUGAUCUCGGCUCACUGCAACCUCUGCCCCCUUGGGUUCAAGCAAUUCUCCUGCCUCACUCAGCCUCCCUGGUAGCUGGGAUUACAGGCAUUCACCACCACGCCCGGUUAAUUUUUGUAUUUUUAGUAGAGAUGGGGUUUUGCCAUGUUGGACAGGCUGGUCUUGAACUCCUGACCUCAAAUGAUCCCCCUGCCUUGGACGCCCAGAAUGCUAGGAUUACAGGCGUGAGCCACUGCGCUCAGACCUGGGUUUCUUUUUAAGCAAAAAAUAAAUUUAAUGAGGACCACAUAAAAAACAUUUGGUAUUGGAUUACGGUUGCAAGGGUCCAUUUAUACAAGGAUUUUCAUCUGCCUCUGUGACUCCUGCGACUGCAAGACCAACCCUUCCUUCUCCUUCUCCUGUUCCUUGUCCUCUUCAGGCUACUCAGUGUGAAGAUGAUGAAGGUGACCACCUUUAUGGUGAUUCACUUCCACUUAGUGAAUAGUAAAUGUAGUUUCUCUUCCUUAUAAUUUUCUUUUUCUUUUUUUUUUGAGACGGAGUCUCGCUCUGUCGCCCAGGUUGGAGUGCAGUGGCACGAUCUCAGCUCACUGCAAGCUCUGCCUCCCAGGUUCAUGCCAUUCUCCUGCCUCAGCCUCCCGAGUAGCUGGGAUCACAGGCGCCCGCCACCACGCCUGGCUAAUUUUUUGUAUUUUUAGUAGAGAAGGGGUUUCACCGUGUUAGCCAGGAUGGUCUCGAUCUCCUGACCUUGUGAUCCAGCCACCUCAGCCUCCCAAAGUGCUGGGAUUACAGGCGUGAGCCACCUGGCCUGGCCUCUUCCUUAUAAUUUUCUUAAUAAUAUUUUGUCUAACUUACUUUAUCACAAAAAUACAGUAACAUGCAAAAUGUAUGUUAAUCAACUAUUUAAGGCAUCAGUCAAUAGACUGCUAAGCUUUUGGGGAAUCAGAAGUUAUAUAUGGAUUUUCUACUGUGUGGGGGGUUGGCGCCCCUAUCUCCUGCAUUAUUCAAUGGUCAACUGUAAUUCUUUUGACUUCGCUUUUUCCUUUCUCAGGCCCUUGAAAAAAAAUUGUUUUUCUUUUUUAGUUUUUAAAUGAUUUUCCAAUGUCGGAUAAAUUAUUUUGGUGAAACGGUAAGGAUGAAGACAUUGUUUCCUACACCUUAAGAAAUAAGCAGCUACAAAAAGCUAGAGUAUUGUACUGAUCUCUGAUUAAGCCAGAUCCUCAAGUGAUGGGGUAUCUUUUUUUAAAAAUUGCUGUGAUUAGUCUUAGGGAGAAAUGAUGACCACCAAAUUCUUCAUAACAUUUAAGGAUUUACCCAGUAAUCCUAUAUUGUGAUUACUUGCAAGAAAGUUAACUAGAAGUAGUGGAUGAUCCUUUUUAGAAUAAUAUUAUUUGCGAUUUAAUAUUUCUCUUUCUACUGUCUUAGUUGUGAUCUUCUAAAAUUUGAUACCAUUCACAUAAAAUAGUGAUUAUUUAUAUCAACACCAUAGGAGUAUUUUCAAGGUAGUUAGUCUUCUCAACCCUCUUUUUUUUUUUUUUUUUUUUUUUUGUGAGACGGAGUCUCUCUCUGUCCCCCAGGCUGGAGUGCAGUGGCGCGAUCUUGGCUCACUGCAAGCUCCACCUCCUGGGUUCACCCCAUUCUUCUGCCUCAGCCUCCUGAGUAGCUGGGACUACAGGUGCCCGCCACCAUGCCCGGCUAAUUUUUUGUAUUUUUUUUUAGUAGAGACGGGGUUUCACCGUGUUAACCAGGAUGGUUUCGAUCUCCUGACCACGUGAUCCACCUGCCUCGGCCUCCCAAAGUGCUGGGAUUACAGGCGUGAGCCACCAUGCCCAGCCUUCUCACCCUCUUUAACCCCAAGGUUGAAAGUGUCAGUGUCCUGGUGAAGACCUAGUUCUUGCCGGAGACAAUUCCACUGCAGAAGCACUUUACUUAAAAGGACUUGCCAGGCUGGACAAUGCCCGUUGACUUGGGGCAGGCCCUAGGCCUGCUGCCAUCGCUGGCGAAGGCCGAGGACUCCCAGUUCUCAGAAUCAGAUGCUGCCCUUCAAGAGGAACUCUCCAGCCCUGAGACCGCACGCCAGCUUUUCAGGCAGUUCCGUUACCAGGUGAUGUCUGGGCCUCAUGAGACCUUGAAGCAACUUCGGAAGCUCUGUUUCCAGUGGCUACAGCCAGAGGUUCACACCAAAGAGCAGAUCCUAGAGAUCCUCAUGUUGGAGCAGUUUCUGACCAUCCUGCCUGGGGAGAUCCAGAUGUGGGUGCGGAAACAGUGUCCAGGAAGUGGAGAAGAGGCAGUGACCCUUGUGGAAAGCUUGAAGGGGGACCCCCAGAGACUGUGGCAAUGGAUCAGUAUCCAGGUUCUAGGACAGGACAUCUUAUCAGAGAAGAUGGAAUCUCCAAGCUGCCAAGUGGGGGAAGUGGAGCCCCAUCUUGAAGUGGUGCCUCAGGAGUUGGGACUUGAGAAUUCAUCCUCAGGGCCUGGGGAGCUUCUGAGCCACAUCGUGAAAGAGGAAUCUGACACAGAAGCAGAACUAGCCCUGGCUGCCUCCCAGCCUGCCCGACUGGAGGAAAGGCUGAUCAGAGACCAGGACCUCGGAGCCUCACUGCUCCCAGCAGCACCUCAGGAACAGUGGAGACAACUGGAUUCCACUCAAAAGGAGCAAUACUGGGAUCUCAUGCUGGAGACCUAUGGGAAAAUGGUCUCAGGAGGCAUUUCCCAUCCCAAAUCUGACCUGACUAAUUCAAUAGAAUUUGGGGAAGAGCUGGCAGGAAUAUACCUUCAUGUCAAUGAGAAGAUCCCAAGACCCACCUGCAUAGGAGAUAGACAAGAGAAUGACAAGGAGAACCUAAAUUUGGAGAAUCACAGGGACCAGGAGCUCCUGCAUGCUUCCUGUCAAGCUUCAGGAGAGGUUCCUUCUCAGGCUUCCUUGAGGGGCUUCUUCACUGAGGAUGAGCCAGGAUGCUUUGGAGAAGGAGAGAAUCUCCCUGAGGCUCUGCAAAACAUUCAGGAUGAGGGAACAGGGGAACAGCUGUCUCCUCAAGAAAGGAUUUCUGAGAAACAACUAGGUCAGCAUUUGCCUAAUCCUCAUUCAGGAGAAAUGUCCACCAUGUGGCUUGAGGAGAAGAGAGAGACCUCCCAGAAGGGGCAGCCAAGAGCCCCCAUGGCCCAGAAGCUCCCCACCUGCAGGGAGUGUGGGAAGACCUUUUAUAGGAAUUCUCAGCUUAUUUUUCACCAAAGAACUCACACCGGAGAGACAUACUUUCAGUGCACCAUCUGCAAAAAAGCCUUUCUGCGGAGUUCAGACUUUGUGAAGCAUCAGAGAACUCACACGGGAGAGAAGCCCUGUAAAUGUGAUUACUGUGGGAAAGGCUUUAGUGACUUCUCAGGAUUGCGCCACCACGAGAAAAUCCACACAGGAGAGAAACCCUAUAAAUGUCCUAUCUGUGAGAAAAGUUUCAUUCAGAGAUCAAACUUUAAUAGACAUCAGAGGGUUCACACUGGAGAGAAACCUUAUAAAUGUUCGCACUGUGGGAAAAGUUUCAGCUGGAGCUCGAGCCUUGACAAACAUCAAAGAUCCCACUUAGGAAAGAAGCCCUUUCAAUAGCCAGUAACCAAACUCUCUUUCCCCAUUUCUAUCUCCCAGCCCAGUCACAAAAAUACUCAGCUCCAUCAAGAGGAAUUGUGUCUAAGAGGAUACCCCUGUUAAUCUCCUUUUUUCUUGGAUUGGAGAGGAGAGAAUCUGGACAUGGCUUUGGACUUGGAGGAUAUCUUGGAUUGGAUUGCACAAUGGCUUAAAUUCUUGAUUCUGCCUCAGGAGAAAGAAUAGUCUUCAUGUUUCCACUCAUCCUUCCUUUGGACCCAUCGGGGAAAAAGUCUAAAUUGGAGAUCCAGUUUUAGAAGUGCUUUCUGGGAAGCAUUUAAUGGGAUUAGCUGUAGUCACUGCUUAUGGGAAGAACCUCAGAUCAGCCCCUUAAAAUGAGUUCUAGAGCAGGUCUUCUGUUCCAGAAGGGGAGAAGCAUAGAGGGCCUGUGAGCUCACGUGUGUUCUUUGUCAUAGGGGUGAAAAACUAACUUCAAGUGUCCCUUGUUUGAAAUAAACUUAGCAGAGUCACUUUCUAUCUUA
Messenger RNA from Homo sapiens (human), 4272 nucleotides. RefSeq names its product zinc finger protein 18 (gene ZNF18). The transcript has 7 exons. Gene Ontology annotation, cellular component: nucleus. The coding region runs from base 2108 to 3754 and encodes 548 amino acids. The record is from RefSeq and is a predicted model, not a curated record. Gene Ontology annotation, biological process: regulation of DNA-templated transcription. Lineage: Eukaryota; Metazoa; Chordata; Mammalia; Primates; Hominidae.